CAAAUUCAUAACAUAUAGUACAUUUGACAAAUUCGUAAUAUAUUGUACAUUUUACAAAUUCAUAACAUAUAAUACGAAUUGUAAUAUAAUCACACAAAUUAAUACAUACAAAACUUAAUAUUACAUACUAAAUGGAGUGUCUCGGAUUUACAUUCAGAAUAAUACGAAAUGCUCUGAGACCAGGUUGGACAAUCUGUCUUUUGCAGGAAGAUGGAAUCGAAAUAGGUAUCCCUAUUGAUCCUGGUAUACUAUAAAUCCAUACAAACUCAUCCACCGGAGACCACACUCUUUGAGAUCCUUCCUUUUACCUGACACACUGUGUGUGGACCAAGGCCAGUUAAGAGGUGAGAGAACAAAAACUCAGAAUGUACACAGCACAACUGGAACCCACAGUAAACCACUGACUGAACACAAUGUCCUUCCUCUGUGAGGGAAGAGAGAGUCAGAGAGCAUCAGUCUGACUCAUCGUCAGUGAACAUAUCCAAGACUGUCCAUCAAAACCCAGUUGUUCCUGCCGCGCUAUAUGACCAGCUCUGGCAUUGAGACCGCCAGUCCUGUGUGAGUUGGUGUGUAACAGUGUGAGUGGACGUAGCUAGGAGGAGGGAGGUCCCACUUACAGUCAGUGCCGAUCCCAAUACACCCAAGAGACUGUCAAUCACAUCAAGACCCAGCCAUUACUGACUUUACAUAACCACAUAACCAGGUCUGGCCUGGAUACAGCCAGUCCUGUGUGUGUGUGUGUGUGGAAGUAGCCCAGUGUGUGUGAGUGGGUGGAGGUAUCUAGGAGGAGGGGGUGGCCGUUGUCUUCUCAGGCCGGAUGCAGAACAUCCUCGAGCAGAACUUAGACAUGGCCACGGCUCUGCUGGCGGGAGAGAAGCUGAAGGAGCUGAUCCUGCCUGGCUCUUCCCAGGAUGAAAAGGGAGGAAUGCUGGCCGGCCUUAUGGUCCAGCUUAAAUUGGAGCUACCAUUUGACCGCGUCGUCACCAUCGGCACUGUCAUCAUACCCAUCCUGCUCGUCACUCUGGUCUUCACAAGGAACUUUGCAGAGGAGUCAAUCUACUGCUACACGCCUCACAACUUCACCCGUGACCAGGCCCUGUACGCACGAGGCUACUGCUGGACAGAGCUGCGUGACGCCGUUCCCGGGGUGGAGCCUGACCUUCGACCUUCGCUGUUUGAGCACAAGUUCCUACCUUACGCCCUGCUGGCCUUCGCCGGCAUCAUGUACAUCCCUGCUUUGGGCUGGGAGUUCAUGGCCUCCACAAGACUUACCUCCGAGCUCAACUUCCUGCUUCACGAGAUUGACAACUGCUACCACCGGGCUGCCGAGGGCCGGGCCCCUAAAAUCGAGAAGCAGAUCCAGUCCAAAGGACCAGGCAUCACGGAGAAAGAGAGACGAGAGAUCAUCGAGAAUGCAGAGAAGGAGAAGAGCCCCGAGCAGAACCUGUUUGAGAAGUACCUGGAGAGACGAGGACAGAGCAACUUUCUGGCCAAGCUGUACCUUGCGCGCCACUUGGCCAUCAUGUGCCUCAGCUCCAUCCCCAUCUCCUACCUGAGCGCCUACUGGCACCGCCAGCGCCAGAACGAGUUCAGCUGUGCCCUGGGGGAGCCUCCAGACUCCAGCAGCAUCCCUGAGCUGAGGCUCAGCGUCAACUGCAAACUGCCAGCCGUGCAGCUGCAGCGCAUUAUGGCCGCCGUAGACAUUGCCCUGCUGAGCACCAUGAACCUUGUCAUCCUGGUCAACUUGCUGCACCUGUUCGUGGUGCGGAAGUCCAACUUCGUGUUCGACAAACUGCACAAGGUGGGCAUCAAGACGCGGCGGCGCUGGCAGAAGUCUCAGUUCUGUGACAUUAACAUCUUGGCCAUGUUCUGUAAUGAGAACCGCGACCACAUCAAGUCACUCAACCGCCUUGACUUUAUCACCAAUGAGAGCGACCUCAUGUAUGACAAUGUGGUGAGGCAGCUGCUGGCAGCCCUGGCCCAGUCUAACCACGAUGCGACACCCUCUGUGAGGGACUCAGGCAUCCAGACCCUAGACCCCAACAUGGACCCCUCUCUCUUGGGAGUGGGGGAGCUGGGAGGGGAGCCGCUGGUCAUCAAACGACCACGCAAGAAGAUGAAGUGGAUCCCCAGCUCCAACCCCCUCCCCCAGCCUUUUAAGGAACCUCUGACAAUGACGCGUUUGGAGAACAGCACUAAGACUGAGAAGCCCAAACCGGUGAGGAGGAAACCAGUUGCAGAUAACUAUGUUGCUCCAUUAAGCAAGAGCACACAGUACCCACCCUCUGCCAAAGAUAUGAGCGCAAUGGAGAAAAAGCACAGUCGCAACUUUACCCUGGAUGUCCACCCAUACAUGCUGACCAUCCGUAAGCCCACCAAGGUAGAGACAGUCAGCACAGAGCCUUCGCUCCCUGACCACACCCUGGACUCUGUGUUCAUCGAGGGCACACACACCAUCGUCCAUGUUUCUGCUUCUAUCACAGAAAAGAAAGAUUGCACCCCAGAGUCCACCAACACGGUCUUCUCUACAAUGACCCUCCCCACUAGCAUCUAUCUGAACGGUGCCACUCCCAGCCCCCACCCACCCUCCCUUGCUGAAUGCCACCCUACAGAGUCCCUGAUCGAACAAGAGGAGCCCGAAGCCCAGCCUGCAGUCUUUACUCGGAUCCCUUCCCACCAGCUUCUAAGUAUGCACCAGAUACUCAGUAUGGAGGAAGAGGGGGCUGGAGGCCAGGGUGCCAGACUGACCGAGAGACCCGUGGGGGAACUAAUCGCUGCUGGGGAGUGCUGAGGAGGAGACACACAUGUUUGGGGACAUAUUUUGAGGGCGGCACACAGCAACAUAUACUCACCACUUCCAUGCCAAUCACUGUCUGCCUAUAGAAAAAAAACCUAGUCCUCCUGACCACACAGUUGUGCUGUGCUCACAAUGCACCUCUUCUAUGGUGAAGGGACUGAGUGAGGGUGCCGAUGGUGCUGAACCAUCAUUUUUUGAUAUAGAUUUAACAAGAUGCAGCAAAAGAGAGGAUACUGGUUCAAUGUGUGCUAAUCAACCCUGUCAUCUGAUGUAACUCUCUCAGCACUUGAUUUGUCCAGGAUGGGAAGCAAGGAGACUUUGUUGAAAUGCAGACAGCAUUUGUUGCUCAUAUCCUUGACUUGGAGAGGAAGCAGCUCAUAUUACAAAAGCUAGGAAAGUGAAAAGGGAAGGUGGAAUGCUUUUUUUACACACAUUUUAGUCAAGCACACCAUGUAAAAGACUGCUUUACCUACAGUUAAAUUCUGAAAACAUGUUUAUAAAAACAUUACUAUCAUUGCUUAUUGUCCCUCUAUCCAAGUAUACUGAGAGCCCAUGCAAUACGUUUAAAAAUCUGCACUGCAAUAUAUGCAAAAGAAUAUGCAAUAAUGUAUACACUUCCAACUUAGAAGACAUUUUACAUACUGUAAAUCAUCUACAGACUGUAGCCCUAUGUCGGUUGUGGUGUGCUUCACACAUAAAUGUUCAAUUAGUUAAUCAGUGUCAUUUGACCACAGAGGACAGAGGAGGCGAAGUGAGAAUGCACCUACCUUACUGAAGAUUGGGCUCAGAUGUUGCAAUCUGUAACUUUAAUUUUCCCAGUGGCACACACCUAUCCAAGAAGUGAAACAAAAACAAAUGGUUACAUUCGUUUUAGUUGCUCUUUAGUUUACAAACAAGUGCAGGGGCAGUACUUUUGAGUGGGAAUGAAAGUUACAGAUGGCAACUUUAAUGGGUUCCUCUCACACCACUAGUGCACUUAUUAUGAGAGGUUGAUUGAUCCAUCCAAUAAGGAAGUCAUAUAAUAGAUUUUCUUGUGUAAAAUACAUGUCAUAAACACCUCCACUUUAAUGAAUAUAGGCAAGAAUAUGCAUAAUAUUUUUUUGCCAACAUUUUGCAUUCAAGUUCCAUUCAUCUUCUUGCUAUGGAUCUUACAAAUGUGUUCCAACCUUGCCACCUCUCAAUGUCAGCGUUUGUCCCUAUAUGUGCCCUAAUUACUGUGAUAGUUACUCUGAACUGUUGAUCUGUCAAAGUACAGUCUUUACACCAGCACUGCAUUUCAACUGAAACCUGGACACAUUUGGGGACAUUACAGUCACCCCCAGCUGGACAUUACAGUCACCCCCAGCUGGACAUUACCGUCACCCCCAGCUGGACAUUGCAGUCACUUCUUGUGAAAGUUUUGAAGAAUAAGUGAAGUGAUACGUAGAUAAAGAAAACAUUUUACACAAUGAAAUAUACAGCAUCUGAAUGCUUUGCUUUUGACUGUACUACCAUUUCACCAUAGGCCUGCCUUGCCACGUGCCACCACAUUGAGAGCAACAACAGCACCCCAUCUCAGUAACACUUUCUCAUGGUGCUGUCUCAUUACUCACCAAAGACAAUGAGAUUAACCAAUGAAAAGUACAGUAAUGUUGUUAGUAGAAUUGUUAUCAGGAUAUAAAAGCACUUUCACCAGGCAUGACACCAUGUGAAUAUGUGAAGGAUAUGUGUAGCAAACAACCACCAUCAACCGUACGUCUGAGCAAUUGGUAGCCAAAACUGAGCAGUGAUGGCAGACCAAUCUACAACAAGCAGGUAUUUUUCAUGAACACACUAUGAGGAUUCCUCUAUGCUGUGAAUCUGUCAUCUUGGGCAAUAAAACAUGUAUAAAAGGUGCAUGUAAAAAGGAUUAGAAAGCCUAUAAUAUUACUUAACCUACCACUGAGAUAUAGGGUAAGUGUAUGUGGCAAUGUAAAGUUGACCUUCCAAUUAGAUUGAUGGUUGUGAUGUUCACAGUCUAAAAUCCACUAAAUGCAUGGUUUAGAAAACUACCUGCCUGGGUAGGCUACCUUAGAAAUAUUAUUCAGCAGAUGCAAUCUGAAGGGUGCUUGUCUGGCAAUUUUUUACAUGACAAAAAAUACAUUAAUUUCAUGAUCUGUAGUUGGCACACUAUCUCCUUGAUGUACUCACACGAAUGCAUCCAAUGCACACUAAUGCAUCCAAAGGCACUUUAAAUAUGACAUGUAGCACAAGUUUAUGAGUGUGAGCAUGUUGAUAGAGCAGCGCUCCUCCUCAUGCUUUCUUUGGGGUUGGGGACCUCUGAUUGCGGUUUUGUUCUUGAAGGCUCUGUCUUGGUAGACUGCCUACAUUCCCUGCCUGGGUACAGAUCUAGGAACAGUUUAUCCACCCCAAAUCCUAGUCCCAGUAAAACAGAGGAAAGACAGUGUAACUUGAUCCUGCUCUUUCUUAAGGUGGGUGGUGUUUCUCUGGUGAAAUAAGAGUUGUGGGGGGUUAUAAGAUGUAGACAUGAGUAAUACACUUUAAAAAAUAAAAUAAAAGUUGAACAUGAGUUCUUUCUAUACAUGUUUCUGUAAUUAAUAGCAUAUGCAUGAAAAUAGAUAUAUAAAAUACACAAUAAUAAGAACAUUUCCACCGCAAACUAUAAGUACCAGAAGGCAACGACAACAGACGAGUCACAGUCUGACUGAGUAUGGGUGAGAGCACACAGAUGGGCUAGCCUGCUAGUUUGCAUUCCUAUUUAUUAUAUUAACGUAGCUUUAAUAUUGUAAACUGAUAUACACCUGUUUACCAAGGAGUUAGCCAGCUAUCAGAUAUGCCAGCGAGUUUGUCAAAAUUGCUAAGACCCUAAAUUAAUACUGUUACUCAUUUCUGUGAGUAAAUGUGUCACUAGAAGCUAGCUAGUAAGUGUGAAACUAUUAACUAACGUGACUUGCUAGCCAGCAACAUAGAUAGCUGUCAACAAUUGUGUCAACAAACUGUUUAUGACGAUGAUGUAGCUAAUCUUGCAUGAAGUAGCUACAUGCAGUUUCGUAGCAUGAAAUAGCUAUUUUUUAGUCAUGAUGAAAGUAUGGUUGGGCGGUAUCCAGAUAUUCAUAUCGUCAUACCAUCCCGCUCUCAUACCGGGAUAUACGGUAUUACCGGCAUAGUACAGAAGGGGGUGCCAACAAACGCUAAACAGACCAGUGGGCGUUUAUUACCAGAAUGCUAAAAAAAGUAGCUCAACAAAUAGCACAUUUCGAUGGAGGCUGCUAGCUCCAAAUAUACUAAUGAGAGCCUAUAUAUGCCAUUUAUCAGAUUAAAAUAAAUGAAGAACGAAAAUAAACAAUUUGCAAAGACAGGCAAUCCAGCUUAAAGUUAUACAUAUAUAGGUAGGAGCUACCGAAUGUCAUUUUUGGUGAGUUUGGACAUUUACAAGGGAAUGUGAACGAGAUACAUUGUGCAAAUGAAUAAUGUUUAUAUGCAUGCUUGUCUGAAGGAAGAACAUUACUGGCUCUAGAGCAGCAUGUGUAGGAUACAUGCUGUGUGGAGUGUGGAGUCUGGAGUCGCUAGGGCAACGGGCCUACAUGCUCUGCUUGGAGAAGAGGGGAGAGGAGAACAGAGAGGAGAAAAAAAAUACAAGGAAAUCAAGAUAAUGGCAGCUCUACAAAUAACUUAUCCAAUGGGCUUUGACCUUCCAAACACAGCAGAAGGCUAACACAAAGCCCCUCCUCUCCCCUGUAACUAUUCCCCAGUUUGUUGCUGUAAAUUAGAAUGUGUUCACAGUCAACUUACCUGGUAAAAUAAAAAUAUAUAUAUUUAAAAAAUUAUGCUCUGCC
This is a messenger RNA of Oncorhynchus gorbuscha (pink salmon), 6612 nucleotides long. Its product is annotated as pannexin-2-like. The coding region runs from base 818 to 2791 and encodes 657 amino acids. Lineage: Eukaryota; Metazoa; Chordata; Actinopteri; Salmoniformes; Salmonidae. Gene Ontology annotation, molecular function: channel activity. The record is from RefSeq and is a predicted model, not a curated record. Gene Ontology annotation, biological process: positive regulation of interleukin-1 production; monoatomic cation transport. The transcript is spliced from 5 exons.